GCGCCCGCCGCGCCCGCCGCCGCCGUCUCGCCGUCGCCGAUCCGCAAAGAGCUCGACGAGAAUUGGAACGCGCUGGAGAACGAGAUCGCGGCCGCGCGCGCGCGCGACGAGGAGCGCGCGAAGACGGCCGCGACCGCGACGACGGCGGGAGGCGGCGAAGGCGCGGGGGGCGACGGCGACGGCGACGGCGACGACGAAGUCCUCAAGGAACGGCGUUCACCACGCGAACGCGGUCGCAUGGGAACCAGUCACGACGACGGCGACGCGGGCGCGGACGCGGACGCGGACGCGGACGCGGACGCGGACGCGGACGCGGACGCGGACGCCGCGGAGACGGAGACGGCGACGACCGUGACGGGCGAGAAACGCGUCAGCGACGGCGAAAAGGAAGCCACCUCCGGGCGCGCGACGAAGAAGCGACGGCUCGUGUGGACCCCGGAGCUCCACGUGCGGUUCAUGUCGGCGGUGAAUCACCUGGGGAUCACGAACGCGGUGCCCAAGACGAUCUUACAGCUCAUGAACGUGGAGGGCAUGACGCGCGAGAACGUCGCGUCGCACCUUCAAAAGUACCGGCUGUACUUGAAACGUCUCGCGGGCGUGCCCCCGAACGCGCCGCUGCCGCCGGACGUCAUGCGACGCGCGCAUCCUUACCACUUCCCCGCGGCGGCGGCGUUCCCGCCGCCGACGCCGACGAUCGAGCAGAUGCACGCGGGGCUUCCGCCGUCGAUGCCGUCGAUGCAGUCGAUGCCGUCGAUGCAGUCGAUGCCGGCGACGAUGCCUAACAUGAGCGCGCUGAUGCAGAUGCCCGCGUACAACAGCGCGAUGGGCGCGAUGGGAGCCGCGAUGGGCGGGAUGGGCGGGAUGUACGCGAGUUGGCCGCCCGCGCCGCCGGCGUGCGCGGGCUCGGGCGCGGCGACGAUGGGGCUUCCGGGCGCGUCCGCGUCGGAUCCCUACGGCGCCGCCGCGGCGCAGAGUUUCAUGAACUACGUGGCGAAUUAUCGUCCGGGCGGGGGCGUUCCGGGGAAAGACGCGUCGUCGAGCGCGGCGGCGGCGGCGGCGGCGGCGGCGAUGGCGUCGCACGGGUGGGGGUUCCCGGGUCACGCGGGCGGCGCGUGGUCCGCGGGCGCGGGCGCGGCGGCGACGUCGGCGGCGAUGACGUCGGCGGCGAUGACAUCGGCGGCGAUGACAUCGGCGGCGGCGGCGUCCGCGAUCGCAGACGGGGGGUGCUCCGCGCCCGCGGCGGGAGGGCCCGACGCGGGAGGGGGGAAGUGA
Molecule: messenger RNA, 1272 nt
Organism: Micromonas pusilla CCMP1545
Lineage: Eukaryota; Viridiplantae; Chlorophyta; Mamiellophyceae; Mamiellales; Mamiellaceae
Product: g2-like myb-family transcription factor
Exons: 1
Coding region: 238-1272 (344 amino acids)
Biological process (GO): regulation of DNA-templated transcription
Molecular function (GO): DNA-binding transcription factor activity; DNA binding
Source: RefSeq, a predicted model, not a curated record